AUGCAGUUUGUACGCAAGGCCGAAGAGGCCUUGACUGGCAAGAAGACUGAGUCGCACGAGUCGACCAAGUCCUCCAACCAUGGACCUCACUCGUCCAACUUGGCUAACAAGCUUGACCCUCGUGUCGACAGUGAUAAAGAUCACCGUGCUGCCGACAUUGAUGGGACUAGCGCUAGUGUUGGAGUAACCCACGACACCGCCACCGCUACUGGCACUCACGGCACUACCCACGGCACUACCCACGGCAACACUGGUGUGACCGGCACUCAUGGCACCACUGGUAGUACCAACACUGGUCCUCAUAGCUCCAACCUCGCCAACAAGGCUGACCCCCGUGUGGAUUCUGACCGUGACCCCCGUGCUGCUCACACCGAUGUGACUGGCGCUGGUCUUGGCUCGCCCUAUGCGCCAAUCACCACUACAGGCACUCACAGCUCGGCCCUAGGCUCUGGCACUACCCACGGCACAUCUGGUGCGACAGCUACCGGUGCUGGUCUCGGAUCCACCCACGGCACCACUGGCAGCACCAACGCUGGUCCUCACAGCUCCAACAUCGCCAACAAGCUGGACCCCCGCGUUGACUCGGACCGCGACAACCGUGCUCGCCACGAGGGUCUCACUGGUGCUGGAACCGGUGCUAGUCUUGGAACAUCUCACGCCACUAUUGCUCCAGGCACUCACGGCUCGACCCUGGGUUCUGGCACUACCCAUGGCACUACCCACGGCACCACCAGCAACACCCAUGUCGGCCCCCACAGCUCCCACAUCGCUAACAAGGCCGAUCCCCGUGUUGACUCUGACCAUGACCACCGUACUCGCCAUGAAGGUCUCCCCGGUGCUAGCACCGGCACCGGUAUUGGAUCUACUCAUGCUACUCACGGCACCACCGCCCCUGGCACCCACAGCUCGACUCUGAGUUCUCGAACUGGUCCUACCCACGGCGCUCCCACUGCCACCCCCGGCAGCAGCAGCACCAAUGCUGGACCCCAUAGCUCCAACAUCGCCAACAAGCUCGACCCUCGCGUUGACUCGGACCGUGACAGCCGUGUCCAGCACUCUGGUCUCGCUAGUACUGGUCCUGGUACUACUACCCACGGUACCCACUCUCACGGUGCUACUGUUGCUCCCACUGGCUCGGCAAUUGGUGGCUCCGGCCUUGCUGCUGGGCACCACGAUACUCUUGCUGGUAGUAGCUACAAUACCCCUGCCACUGGAACAGCUCCUGGUACCACUGGUCCCCAUGAUUCGAGCAUCGCCAACAAGCUUGAUCCCCGUGUCGACUCGGAUGCUGCCCGUGCUCAUAAUGAAGGUCUUCACCGUCAGAUCUAG
Penicillium digitatum Pd1 is the source of this 1329-nucleotide messenger RNA. Its product is annotated as Putative DHN1. NCBI's taxonomy places the organism in Eukaryota, Fungi, Ascomycota, Eurotiomycetes, Eurotiales, Aspergillaceae. The record is from RefSeq and is a predicted model, not a curated record.